This is a messenger RNA of Aspergillus versicolor CBS 583.65, 2250 nucleotides long. RefSeq names its product flavin-containing monooxygenase. The record is from RefSeq and is a predicted model, not a curated record. The transcript has a single exon. Bases 359 to 2176 code for a protein of 605 amino acids. NCBI's taxonomy places the organism in Eukaryota, Fungi, Ascomycota, Eurotiomycetes, Eurotiales, Aspergillaceae.
UUGAGGUGCGUUUCGAGGUUCUUGCCAGGUGUUCUAACACUGUUAGACGAUUAAGAGUGGCGAGUGGGUGGGGGAGUACAAGUCAGCCACUUCGGCGAAGAAUUCCUCUGCUCUCUUGAUGAGCUUCUCUGCGUUUGGAUGCAGGGUCGACAUUGUGGGAGGUAGACUUGUCGACAGUUGUUAUUUCAAAGCGAUAAGCGAUCGCAAAGCGAUAAGCGAUCGCGGGGAUCUUUAAGAUCUGGGGAAUGCGGAGAGAAAUGGAGAUCCGAGGCUGGAGACGCUCUCGGACACCAAUCACGGCAGUUAGCUUACAGCGCAGUCUCUAGCGGGGUAUGCAUUGUUAUAAAGCCUCGUGAACAUGGUAGUGCCUGUCUGGCUCUUACUCCAGGAUAACUUGGAAUAUCGCAAUGUCGUCCUCGGUCGAUCUACUAAUCAUCGGCGCAGGUACAAAUCCACAUUCGAUAUACCCAUCCAUUUGAGUACUAAUAAUGCAGGCCUCCACGGCCUCAUCAUGGCCAAGACCUACCUUGAGAUCCAUCCAGCCGCAACCCUGCUCGUCGUAGACGAAGCCCACUCUGUCGGAGGCACCUGGGCCGCCGAGCGGCUGUACCCUGGGUUAAAGACCAACAACGUGUUUGGGUCUUACGAGCUGAGUGAUUUUCCCAUGGUCGCUGAGAAAUAUGAAGUGGAUGGGACAGGUCAUAUUCCUGGUCAUGUAGUGCAUGAGUAUCUGUGCGACGUUGCUGAUCAUUUCGGGAUUACGCCGUGUCUUCGACUUGGUACAAGGGUUACUUCAGCUGAACUGAAUGAUAAGGGUGUAUGGGAGGUUAGGGUUGAAUCUACUAAUGAACCAGGAAUAAUUGAUAGCAUUCUAGCUACCAGACUGGUAGUUGCGACAGGACUUACAUCGAAGCCCCAUAUACCAAACAUACCUGGCUCCGAGACGUUCGGCGGUCUUAUUGUCCACUCAAAGCAGCUCAAGGAGCACGCUCAACCACUGGCAAAGAGCAGGCGAGUAGUCGUGGUCGGUGGAAACAAGUCCGCCUGGGACGUCUGCUAUACCGCUGUCCAGUCUGGCUCCCAGGUUGACAUGGUCAUCCGGCCAUCAGGAGGCGGCCCCAGCUAUCUCUGGCCGCGGAGCUUCUCCCUUGGUCCGUUCAAGACAUCACUGGCAAAGCUUUCUACAACAAGGUUCUUUACCCUCUUCGAUCCAGCGCCGUUCUACCGGAGCGGGAAGUUCUCAUGGAUGAAAUGGGUACUCCACCGCACAGCACUUGGGCAAAGAAUCUGUCGAUACUUCUGGACGUACCUCGAUUCUAUUAUUCGAGGAAUCAACGGGUACAGCACACAUCCCGAACUAAAGAAACUGGGGCCGUGGACGACUCCAUUCUGGAUGGGGAACUCGCUAAGCGUGCAUAACUACGAGACGAGCUGGUUUGACCUGGUCCGAGACGGGAGGAUACGAGUGCAUAUCACAGAUCUGGCAAGCCUUUCGCCUGGAGAGGUCCAUCUAGGGAAUGGGGAGAUACUCGAUGCCGAUGCUCUAGUGCUUUGCACGGGGUGGGCGACUGAUAUCCCUGUGAAAUUAGGCGUGCUGGAAACCGGUGAUUUGAAUGAUGGCAAGGAGGCCGUAAAGACGGUCUAUGAUAGUGUUCCUUACCUGGAAAGCCUGCCUCGACGGACAUCCAGCGCUCCUAUAUGUGGAACAGUGUCGCCCGGCAAACUGACAGACUUUCCAUUGCUGUACCGCGAUAUGAUCCCAGCGCAGACAUCCAUUAAGCAAAGAAACCUCGCGUUCAUCGGUAUGUCUGUCUCUAUCCACGCCGCGCUGGUCGCGCAAGCACAAUCCCUCUGGAUCGCCGCAUUCUUUGAGGACAAAAUCGAGCAUCUCAACUCUGAAAAUUGUAGCUUGGAGAAUGUGAAAAACCGCGCUUUUCUCGAGAGGACAUACGGCGAGAUUCGCCGACCCCGAGAGACAGGCGGGUUGGCUGGACAACACGCAGAUCUGGUGUUUGAUAGCCUGCCUUAUGUUGAUGAGUUAUUGGGUGACCUGGGGCUGAUGGCAAACAGGAAGGGGAAUUGGUGGAGAGAGCUGACGGAGGCAUAUUCGCCGGGAGAUUUCAAGGGAUUGGUGCACGAGUGGUUGGGAUUAAGACUGCAGUGUUACUUGAGUUGACAGAUAAGAAGGCAAUAAUGAAUUCUGAAGGGGUUAUAAUCCUCUGCAGGGUGAAAUAUAUCCCAUCAAUGACG